Phycodurus eques (leafy seadragon) is the source of this 4960-nucleotide messenger RNA. It is a transcript of the gene pik3c3, whose product is annotated as phosphatidylinositol 3-kinase, catalytic subunit type 3. Gene Ontology annotation, cellular component: cytoplasm; peroxisome; phagophore assembly site. The transcript is spliced from 23 exons. Lineage: Eukaryota; Metazoa; Chordata; Actinopteri; Syngnathiformes; Syngnathidae. Bases 334 to 2961 code for a protein of 875 amino acids. The record is from RefSeq and is a predicted model, not a curated record. Gene Ontology annotation, biological process: phosphatidylinositol-mediated signaling; autophagy of peroxisome; phosphatidylinositol-3-phosphate biosynthetic process. Gene Ontology annotation, molecular function: 1-phosphatidylinositol-3-kinase activity.
UUGAUUUUCUGUACCGAGUCGCAUUGGUAAUCGCCUGCUUUUGUCUGACAGCAGCUAUCGCUCGCUGCCGGGGCGCCGUGUAGCCGUAAAAAAAAAACAUAAAUAAGCCCCGGAAAAGGCUCCCAAAAUAACAUAUUUGCUUUUAAUACACUAUUCGGAUGUAAUAGUUGAAUUUGUGUCCACUAAGAGCAUCUCGAGUCCGCGUAGAAGUGCUUUUGUGCCGGUCCGAGGCCUUGUAGCAAAACAAACCACUGCUGUCAAAGUCUUGCUCAGCAAGCGAGUGGGAUUUAUGAACAUCUUUUUGAUCCAAUUCUGGCUUUUCUCCGCCGGAAAAUGGACACGGAUAAGUUUAAUUACGUUUACAGCUGCGACUUGGACAUCAAUGUUCAUCUUAAAAUAGGCAGUUUGGAAGGCAAGCGAGAGCAGAAGAGCUACAAAGCCCUGCUGGAGGACCCCAUGCUGCGCUUUUCGGGUCUCUACCAGGAGCACUGUUCAGACCUCUACGUCACCUGCCAAGUGUUUGCCGAAGGGAAGCCUCUGGCCCUGCCGGUUCGCACCUCCUACAAGGCCUUCAGCACCCGCUGGAAUUGGAAUGAGUGGCUGCGACUGCCGGUCAAGUACCCAGACCUGCCCCAAAGCGCCCAGGUGGCCCUCACUGUGUGGGACAUCUACGGGCCCGGUCGAGCCGUCCCCGUCGGGGGCACCACGGUCACCCUGUUUGGCAAAUACGGAAUGUUCAGACAAGGGAUGCACGACCUGAAGGUUUGGCCUGGUGUGGAGGGCGACGGCGCAGAGGCCACCGCCACGCCGGGACGCACCAGCAACAGUCUGACCGAGGACCAGAUGGGCAGACUCGCCAAGCUGACCAAGGCCCAUCGGCAGGGCCACAUGGUGAAGGUGGACUGGCUGGACCGCUUGACCUUCAGGGAGAUCGAGAUGAUCAACGAGAGCGAGAAGCGCAGCUCAAAUUUCAUGUACCUAAUGGUGGAGUUUCCCCGAGUGAAAAUGAAUGAGAAGGAAUACAGCAUCGUCUACUAUGAAAAGGAUGGAGAUGAUGCGGCGCCCGUGCUCACCAGCUGUGAAAUCGUCAAAGUUCCUGACCCGCAGAUGGGCAUGGAGAACCUGGUGGAGAGUAAGCAUCACAAACUGGCCCGUAGCCUCCGCAGCGGGCCGUCCGACCACGACCUGAAGCCCAACGCGGCGACACGGGACCAGCUCAAUAUCAUCGUGAGCUACCCUCCGACCAAGCUGCUGAGCUCGGAAGAGCAGGACCUGGUGUGGAAGUUCCGAUACUACCUCACCACUCAGGAAAAAGCGCUGACGAAGUUCCUCAAGUGCGUCAACUGGGAUCUGCCCCAGGAGGCCAAGCAAGCCCUGGAGCUUCUGGGUAAGUGGAGGCCCAUGGAUGUGGAGGACUCCCUGGAGCUCCUGUCCUCGCAGUUCGCCAACCCCACGGUGCGACGCUACGCUGUGGCGCGGCUGCAGCAGGCGGACGACGAGGACCUGCUCAUGUAUCUUCUCCAGCUGGUCCAGGCGCUCAAGUAUGAGAACUUUAGCGAUAUCCAAGGAGGCCUGGAGCCAGGCAGCAAGAGAGACAGCCAGGGACUUUCAGAUGACUCCACACUGGACAGCUCGCAGAUCCUGGCGGCCGCAUCUGGAGCCCUCGCCGCCGCGCAGAAAGGCAAAGAAGCAGCAGACGGGGAGAGUCUGGAGCAAGACCUUUGCACAUUUCUCAUCUCACGCGCUUGCAAGAACUCGACACUGGCCAACUACUUGUACUGGUACGUCAUCGUGGAGUGCGAGGACCAGGACACACGGCAGAGGGACCCCAAGACCCACGAGAUGUACCUGAACGUCAUGAGGAGGUUCAGCCAGGCUCUGCUUAAGGGCGAUAAGAGUGUGAGGGUGAUGCGCUCGCUCCUCGCCACCCAGCAGACGUUCGUGGACCGCCUCGUGCAGUUGAUGAAGGCUGUGCAGAGGGAGAGCGGCAAUCGCAAGAAGAAGACCGAGCGGCUGCAGGCGCUCCUGGCCGACAACGAGAAGGUCUACCUCUCGGAGAUCGAGCCCAUCCCGCUCCCGCUGGAGCCUCAGAUCCGGAUCCGAGGCAUCGUCCCCGAGACGGCGACGCUCUUCAAGAGCGCGCUGAUGCCCGCCAAGCUGAUCUUCAAAACGGAGGACGGCGCCACCUAUCCGGUCAUCUUCAAACACGGCGACGACCUGAGACAGGAUCAGCUCAUCCUCCAGAUCAUCUCGCUCAUGGACCAAUUGUUAAGGAAAGAGAACCUGGACCUGAAGCUGACACCUUACAAAGUGUUAGCCACCAGCACCAAGCAUGGUUUCAUGCAGUUUGUCCAGUCGGUUCCUGUUGCCGAAGUUCUGGCGACCGAAGGCAACAUUCAGAGCUUCUUCAGGAAGCACGCGCCGAGCGAAAAGGGGCCGUACGGCAUCAGCUCCGAAGUGAUGGACACCUACGUGAAGAGCUGCGCCGGUUACUGCGUCAUCACGUACAUCCUGGGCGUAGGAGACCGACAUCUGGACAAUCUGCUCCUGACCAAGACGGGGAAACUCUUCCAUAUCGACUUCGGCUACAUCCUGGGCCGCGAUCCCAAGCCGCUUCCGCCGCCUAUGAAGCUGAGCAAGGAGAUGGUGGAGGGCAUGGGGGGCAUGCAGAGCGAGCAGUACCAGGAAUUCCGAAAGCAGUGCUACACAGCCUUCCUGCACCUGCGCAGGUACUCCAACCUGAUCCUCAAUCUCUUCUCCCUCAUGGUGGACGCCAAUAUUCCCGACAUCGCCUUGGAGCCGGACAAGACGGUCAAGAAGGUGCAAGACAAGUUCCGGCUGGACCUGUCGGACGAGGAGGCCGUCCAUUACAUGCAGAGUCUGAUCGACGAGAGCGUUGGUGCCCUGUUCGCCGCCGUGGUCGAACAGAUACACAAGUUUGCUCAAUACUGGCGUCGGUGAGCAGUGCGGCGAGGCCGAACUCGGCGGGCCUGAAGAGAGUGAAACUGGGGGGGGUGGGGGGUGAAAGGCCCCAAAUGAACUGCAAGAUGGCUGCUGAUGAGGACAUGCUCUGUCUUUUUUUUUUUUUUUAUCCUUGUAAAUAUGUAGUGUUCAAAUUAAUUGAUUAAAUGUAUGAGGGUCAUUUUCAUAUAAUUUGAUCAGUAACGGUAAAGACAUGGACCACUGAAUUUCCCUUUGAAAAUCAACUACCGUAAUUUCUCAUGUACAAUACGCACCCAUGUAUAAUACGCACCCCCGAAGUUGACCUCAAAAUUCUGGAAAACCCUUCAACCGAUGUAUAAUGCAUUUUUACAAUGCAUGAUUUUGCUUCUACCCAUAUGAUCAAAACAUGAAGUAUUAUCUGUAUUUUGUUAGGUUUUUUUCAAAUAAUUAUUCUGAAGUUGAGCACUUUAUUUGAACACGUAACACUUUCUUUUUCUUACUUGCUCUUAUUUUGAAAUUCACAGCCCUACUUUUAUUUAGUAAAUGAGAAAACACACAGUUGUGUUCAUAUGUUUGAUUAUCCCCGACAGAAUCUGUAAGAUGGGGACAAUUCUUUAAAGGAAACAUGAAGGGCCAGGCCAAACGCAUUUUAUUUUAUUUUAAUGGGAUUCAAAUGAAACUGUCAAGCAUUUCAGAAAAGCAUUAUCAUUAAACAAAACAUAACCACAAAGAAAUUAAUGAUGGUUGUUGUUCAGUUAUCAGUUGUAUUGAAAAAAAAAUAAAAUAUUUCACAGAUUCUGUCAGGGUAUGUAAACUUAUGAGCACAACUGUACAUAUAUGCAGUCAUACGUUUCCCUGUCAUAUUGGAAUGAAAGUGUAGGAAACACCUUUUACAUAACCUCUAGGUGGCGGUGGCAUCUUGGCAUCAAAGUGCUCAGCUUUUUCAUAACCUCUAGAUGGCAGCAUACAUUUAUAAAAUGUGAAAGUUUUUUUCCCCAUUUUCCCCUAUACCUAUGUAUAACGCACACUAUUGACUUUUGACAUUUUUUUGGGGGGGGGAUACGCAUUAUACAUGAAAAAUUAUGUUAUCCAUCAAAAUGUCGUAAUUGUUUUGAAGAAAAGAAUAUUCUAAAGUAAUGUUUUUCAAGCUUUGAAAGCUAAAAUGUCUUUACCGUUAACUGUUCAAAAUGAGCGAGUUUUUUGAAACUGCUAAUGACAUUUUUUGGAUAUACAGUAUUGCAUUUUUCUCCUAAUGCUUCGUAUUCUUUUCCAUGAAAAUGAACACAAAUGCAUCCAAGUGUCUUCAGAGUUUCUUUUUCUGCUUGUUUUACAAACGGUCCUUGGUCAUUCAAGCUGUCUUUACCGUUACUGCCACUUAUUAUUUUGUUGCAAUACACCGGAGGGAUCUGUGAUCUGAAGUGCAUUUUGCAUUCACACAAUAGCACACAGCAAAAUAAAUAGUGUUAUUUCUGAUAUAUGAAUAAAUAUGUAUGAAUUUGUAAAAGUGCCGGAACUACUGCGCGUCUUUACCGUUAUUACGAUUGUAUAAAAACAAGAGUGUACUGGCCUUAAUGAGUAGUUAGGACAAUUUAUGCACAUGUAUCUGCAGAGUUUGAAGGGCAACGCAUGUAAAUUGUGCCACUCACAUGAUUUUUAUGAAGCUGUUUGUCUUUACCGUAAUGCAAAAACUGUAUCUCAGUGGGCCACCACCAUUUUUCAAAAGUGGUUACCUUUUUGAAAAUAGGACUGCUUCAUCAUGGGAGACAUUUACCCAUAGAAAACCAAGGCGGCAUCAACAAAUUGCAAGUCUUUACCGAUAUUGAUCAAAUGACAUGAAUAUGACCCAUAACUUGAUCACAUCAUAUCAGCCUGUAAUCAAUGCCGUUGCGUUUAUUUAUUGAGCAUUGUGGAGCAUCUGGAUGGUCCCACGUGCUUGUGUCAACAUCGUGCAGCUGAAUUCAGCUUUGUUUAAUAUUAAAGAUCUAAUAAUAACUUAAAUCCAAAUCUAGGGGGGUGC